This is a messenger RNA of Rhinolophus ferrumequinum (greater horseshoe bat), 427 nucleotides long. Its product is annotated as histone H2A type 2-C. Bases 37 to 426 code for a protein of 129 amino acids. Gene Ontology annotation, molecular function: structural constituent of chromatin; protein heterodimerization activity; DNA binding. Gene Ontology annotation, cellular component: nucleosome. The record is from RefSeq and is a predicted model, not a curated record. NCBI's taxonomy places the organism in Eukaryota, Metazoa, Chordata, Mammalia, Chiroptera, Rhinolophidae. The transcript has a single exon.
UUCUGAGAUUUAGAACAGUUGGUUUUGUGUGUAGUCAUGUCUGGUCGUGGAAAACAAGGAGGCAAAGCUCGCGCUAAGGCCAAGUCGCGAUCGUCCCGGGCUGGUCUCCAGUUUCCGGUGGGGCGAGUGCACCGUCUGCUGCGCAAGGGUAACUAUGCGGAACGGGUGGGGGCUGGCGCGCCCGUCUACAUGGCGGCCGUGCUCGAGUACCUGACCGCGGAGAUCCUGGAGCUGGCGGGGAACGCCGCCCGAGACAACAAGAAGACGCGCAUCAUCCCUCGUCACCUGCAGCUGGCCAUCCGCAACGACGAGGAACUGAACAAGCUGCUGGGCAAAGUCACCAUCGCCCAGGGCGGCGUUCUGCCCAACAUUCAGGCAGUUCUAUUACCAAAGAAGACCGAGAGCCACAAAGCCAAAAGCAAAUAAA